AAAUUGUGGUGAGGUACGUACUGGUGGUGGAUUACUCCGACGUAGGUUAUUAUUUAAGAGUCACUAGUGCACUAGUGACAGUGCGCCCAAGACUUCCAUUUUUGAUAACUUCAGAUAACAAGGCAAUGUCGAACAGCGUCUCAGAGGUCAUCACAUGCAAAGCUGCGGUGUGUUGGGGAAUUGAGGAACCAGCUGUGAAGGUGGAAGAGAUACAAGUAGAUCCCCCCAAAUCAUCUGAAGUCCGUGUCAAAAUCUUAUAUGCUAGUAUCUGUCACUCCGACUUGUUAUCCAUCAAAGGUUUCCCAAUUCCUCUUUUCCCUCGAGUUAUAGGACAUGAAGGUGUUGGUGUGGUAGAGAGCGUCGGGGAGGAAGUAAGAGAUAUAAAAGAGGGAGAUGUUGUGAUCCCAACCUACAUUGGGGAGUGCCAAGAGUGUGAGAAUUGUUUGUCAGGGAAGACCAACUUGUGCCUUAAAUACCCUUUGCCCACAAGCGGUCUGAUGCCUGAUGACACUUCAAGGAUGUCUGUCAAAGGGCAGAGGCUCUACCACGUUUGUUCUUGCUCCACGUGGUCGGAGUACAUGGUUGUCGACGCCAAUUACGUUGUCAAGAUUGAUCCAAGCGUAGCUCUGCCACAUGCUAGCUUCCUCUCUUGUGGGUUUUCUACUGGAUUUGGGGCGGCUUGGAAGGAAGCUAAGCUUGAAAAAGGAUCAACGGUCGCUGUUCUUGGUCUCGGUGCCGUUGGAUUAGGGGCUAUAGAGGGGGCUAGAAUACAAGGGGCGUCAAAGAUAAUUGGCAUUGACAAAAACGAAAGAAAAAGAAUAAAGGGAAAAGCUUUUGGAAUGACCGACUUUGUAAACCCUGAUGAAUAUGACAAGUCCAUUUCCGAGCUAAUCAAAGAGAUAACCAAUGGAAUGGGUGUGGAUUAUUGCUUUGAGUGCACUGGCGUUGCACCCUUGAUCAAUCAAGCUCUCAUGGCUACUAAAAUGGGAAAAGGACAAACAUUAGUAAUUGGCGUAGGAGUUCAUUCAACUGUGGAGAUUAAUCUCCUUUCCCUCUUGGUUGGUGGAAAUUUGAAGGGGUCCAUUUUCGGAGGGAUCAAACCCAAAACUGACCUCCCUGUUUUAAUCGACAAAUGCAAAAACAAGGAAAUACAACUAGAUGAACUUUUGAGUCACGAAGUUUCAUUGGAAGACAUAGAUAAAGCGUUUGAGCUAUUGAAGCAGCCUGAUUGUGUGAAGGUCCUCAUCAAGCUCUGAUUAAAAAAAAUCCCAGCAAUAAAUUAAUAAGAUAUACAUUAAUUGCAACAAUGGGCAAAUGCAUUGAUCGUUUCUUUCAAGUGUGUGUUUAACAAUUUCCCCGUAUACCUUCCCUUGUACAAGUAUUAUAAUAUUAGUAAGAUUUUCCUUUUAAA
Molecule: messenger RNA, 1411 nt
Organism: Corylus avellana
Lineage: Eukaryota; Viridiplantae; Streptophyta; Magnoliopsida; Fagales; Betulaceae
Product: 8-hydroxygeraniol oxidoreductase
Biological process (GO): formaldehyde catabolic process
Cellular component (GO): cytosol
Molecular function (GO): zinc ion binding; alcohol dehydrogenase (NAD+) activity; S-(hydroxymethyl)glutathione dehydrogenase [NAD(P)+] activity
Source: RefSeq, a predicted model, not a curated record